Molecule: messenger RNA, 831 nt
Organism: Fonsecaea erecta
Lineage: Eukaryota; Fungi; Ascomycota; Eurotiomycetes; Chaetothyriales; Herpotrichiellaceae
Exons: 1
Coding region: 1-831 (276 amino acids)
Source: RefSeq, a predicted model, not a curated record
AUGGCGCACUCAAUAGUAUCCCAGCUGCUGCUCACGUUCCUUUCCUUCUUCCUGCUGCACCAGCAGACUCUGGCGCAAACGUCCACCUCGUCAACGCCUGGAGGAAGCAGCAGCUCAACAUCAUCAGCGUCCAAUUCGGCAACGCUGACCCCGACGCCAGCCUCGUCUUCCUCCACGCCUCCAGAUGUCUACCUGAAUGUCCCGACACUUUCCGUUGGUCGCAUUGAACUCGACGUCGACGAUCUGCGGGCAGAUAUCAACCUGAAUGCGCAGGUGGCAAACUUAGUCACGUUGAAUGCUGGCGUCGCGCUGUCCAUCCAAGAAGUCAACCUCACCAUUUCAGAUGUGGAUGCUGAGCUGGAACUGAUUGUCCGUCUGGGGCACCUCGUCGACAUCGUCAACCGGGUAUUCGAAUCACUGGACCUCAACCCUCUCUUGAUCUCGGCCAUCAAUAACGUCACCUCGUUGCUUGAACCCAUUGUCGGGGCCGUUGAUGGGCUCCUCGGCUCUAUCACCCAGGGAGGAACAACCCUAUCAUUCCUGAUCGACAACCUGGGAAACAUCGUCCAGGAGGUCGGCGGCGUGAGCACCAUCGUCGGCAACUAUCUGCAGAACAUGACCGACACGGGCGUCAGCCAGACACUGUCUGGCGGUCUGAUUGAGAAGACGUAUUCAUAUGCGCCGCUCAAUGCUUUGGUCGACAUUGUCUUCAACGCCGCCGGCCAAGUUGUCCAGGCGACCGUCGAGAAGCAGACCGGGAGCUCCUCGACAAGUUCGACGUCCGCGUCAAGUCCCACCACACCGGCUCCAUCGUCAUCCACCACCAGCUAG